AAAAGAAGAAGAAGAACUGCACAAUGACAUGUGUUCUGUACAGCAGAUGUAUUUUUAUAUCACAAGUUUCACAUUAAAACUCGAGGGAAGAUGAGCUGCAUGCAGGGGCUGAGAGUUCUGCCACCGGAUGUCAUGGACUGGGACACGCAGCGGUGUCGCAUGGGCCCGGAUCUGAUGUCCAGGUUAGGAAUGCGGGUGGGCUCUCCUGUCCUCAUCGGGGUUCGGCAGGGGUCUUGCCUCUGCACCGCAUGGCCACGCCGAGACCUCGCCGAGGGUUACCUACAGAUCAGCAAACAGUGCGCAACUCCAGACCUUAGUACACAAACACUUAACGGACUGACGGUGGACCCGGCGCACAUCAAACCCCUCAGCUGCACCAAACUCACUUGCGUCGGCUUGAAAGUCUUUGUCAGAAGUCUGAAAUACAAGAGGAACGUUUGCGAGCUUUUACACGAACUGCUGAUCGGCCUCUACCUUCACGAGGGUCAUUUAGUAGACCUGUCUGGUGCAAAAACUGACAUCAAGUUUGUCCUGGUUGAGAAGGUUAACUCGGGCUCACACCCUGCCGGUCUUGUUACAGACAGAACUCGUCUGGACGUGAGCGCGGUACAGAGUGCCAAACACCUGCUGACUCAGAGGCAGGUCCCAGAUCAGUCUCUGGGCGGCCUCGGUGAAGUUUACGAGUCGUUGAAGGAGAUGAUCGUCUUUCCUCUGCGAUACCCGGCCACUUUGCAUCAGCUCGGGCUGUCCUGCCCGCGGGGGCUGCUACUGAUCGGACCGCCCGGCGUCGGCAAGACCUUGCUGGUCCGCAGCGUGGCGAAAGACGUCGGGGCCAGUUUAGUGACCGUCAAUGGACCCGAAGUCGUGGGUUCUCGACCUGGCGAAAGCGAAGAGAACCUGCGGCGGAUGUUCGAUCGGGCCCGUGAGGAGGCAGAGGAGGCUCCCUGCGUUCUGCUCAUAGAUGAGAUCGACUCGCUGUGUCCGAAGCGAACUGACAGCAGCGGCGCGCCGGAGAACCGGUUGGUGGCUCAGCUCCUCACGUUAAUGGACGGAAUCGGCAGCGAUGAUGGUUUUGUCAUCAUUGGAGUCACGAACCAGCCGGACGCUCUGGAUCCGGCGCUCAGGAGACCUGGACGGUUCGACAGAGAGGUGAUCAUCGGGGUGCCGCUCCUGAUGCACAGGCGCAGUAUUCUGGAGUGCACGUGUGGACAGAUGCCGCUCUCCGCUGACGUGGAUCUGAACUCCAUCGCUGAAAUGACAUGCGGAUACGUGGGAGCAGAUCUCAGUGCGCUCGGCAGAGAAGCGGCGCUGCAGGCCAUGCGACAGUCGCAGGCAGGAGUCAGUGAGCGCGUGGAGAUGCGACACUUCAUUGCAGCGUUGCGUCAGGUGCAGCCCUCGUGUCUCAGGAGCAGCAUAGGAGCGAUCGACUUUAAACCCAUCACCUGGGAGCAGAUUGGGGGACUCGAGGAGGUUAAACUCAAACUCAAACAGAGUAUCGAGUGGCCCAUGAGAUUUCCUGAAGCCUUUGUGCGGAUGGGCAUCUCUCGACCCCGGGGAGUUCUGCUGUACGGACCGCCAGGUUGUGCCAAGACCACGCUUGUGAAAGCAGCCGCCAGUUCAUCGCACUGCACUUUCCUGUCGGUCAGCGGGGCUGAGAUCUUUUCUCCUUAUGUGGGAGACUCUGAGAAAACCCUCACACAGUUGUUUGUCCAGGCACGAGCGUGCGCCCCCUCCAUUGUGUUCCUGGAUGAGAUUGACAGCAUGGUGGGUUCUCGAGCAGGCGACGGCUCCUCACACAGCGUACAGUCACAGGUUCUGUCGGUUCUUCUCAACGAGUUGGAUGGAGUUGGAUUUCGGAGCGUGGAGAGACGGAGCGGCAGCAGAAAAAUGCUUCAGUUAGAGGGGGAAAAUCAGGAGAUGAGCAGACGACAUCAGAUGGAGCUUCAGGAAGUUUGUAAUAAAGAUGUUUUGAUUGUGGCCGCCACUAAUAGACCUGAUGUUCUGGACAGUGCCUUGCUCAGACCCGGACGACUCGACCAGAUUAUAUACGUACCUCCUCCGGACCUCGAGGCCCGGCUGGCCGUACUGCGUGUCUGCACCGAACCUGUUCCUCUGGAUCCUGACGUGUGUUUGAAGGAUCUCGCUGAGCUAACAGAACGCUUCUCUGGAGCAGAUCUAGAAAACCUGUGUAAAGAGGCUGCUCUUACAGCCCUGCGUGAGGAUGGAUUCUCUGUUUCCUCUGUGAAACAUCAACACUUUCUGAAGACUCUUCAGAGUUUCACUCCAUCAUUAAGCCCUAAACAACUUCAGCAGAACAUCCAGUUGUCUCUGUGGUCCAAGCUCAGAUGUAGUGCAGUAGCUAUUGCAUCCUCAGUCGACCGGUUUGAGCGGUAUGCAAACUGAAAUGGAUCAAAAGAGGUGGGCAGUAUGGAAAUAAUGUAUUCCUUCACCAGCCUUUCCAAACACUUCAUUAUUACAGAGGUCAAAGCUACUGGGCGGUAGUCAUUUAAACAGAAAAAUGGGAGAUGUUUUUGACACAGGAAUGAUGGCUGAGGUUUUAUAACAAGAUGGCACAACAGCUUAAGACAAGGAGGUGUUCAAAAUAUCUGUGAAGACCUGUGUAAGUUGUCUUGACCAGGUAUACUGUCUGGACCUGCAGCUUUUCUAGGAUUAAUUUUCCUCAGGGUUUUAAAGACAUCCUCCGGGUCAAGGCUCAACACCCUUUCAUUGAGGUGAGAGACGGCCUUCACUGCUGGAAUAUUGUUCAGAGCAUCGAACCUGCCAAAGUAUUUAUUCAGGUCAUUCAAAAACUCAAUAUUGUCAUUACAGGACAGGGAAGUAGAUUUACAAUCUGCAGCAGACUGAAUUCCCUGCCAGAGUCGCCUGGUGUCUCUGUAGUCUGUAAAAUGAUCUUGGAUUUUUUGACCAUGGCCUUUUUUCGCCAGUCUGAUGGCCUUGUUCAAUUUUGCACGGGCAGACCUGAGGGCAUCCUCAUCGCCAGCUUUAAAAGCAGAGUUUCUUUCCUGGAUCGCACCUCAGCUGUCAUCCACGUUUUCUCAUUUGCUCUGACAGUAAUAUUCUUGGUGACACUAACAUCUUCCAUACAUUUAUAGCUGGAUACAACAUCAGCAUAUUCAUUGAUGUCCGUGCCCUGAGUAUUUGUAGCCGCCUCUUUGAACACUGACCAAUCUGUGCUUUCAAAACAGCCCUGCAAUGCCAUCACAGCUCCAUGCGGCCAGACCCUCACAUGUUUAGUAGAGGGCUUUGUUCGAGUAAGCAGGGCCUAUGUUGGUGUAAGCAUGACAGUAAUAUGGUCUGAUGAUCCCAAAUGAGGGCGGGGCAGUCUUGAUAUUAGUAUACACAUGGUCUAGUGUAUUUGCACCUCUUGAGGAAUUCUGUUAAAGAAAACUAUUUCGCCUGACAGUGAACUUUGAGCUUUAUCAUUUUACAGAUAUUAUUUAUGCUAUAAUAGCAACAUUACACACCAAUGAGGGUUUAAAAAUAGGAUCAGCAAGAGCGUGACCUUUAAUGGGAGAGUUCACCCAAAAAUGAAGAUUCUGUCAUCAUUUUCUCACUCUCAUUGUUUUGAUGAACACAAAUGAAGAUUUUUUUGCCUUGCCUACCAUGAAAGUGAAUGUUUGAUUACAAACAUUUCUCAAAAUAUCUUCAUUUGUGUUCAUCAGAACAAAGACAUUUAUACAGAUCUGUAACAACAUGAGAGGGAGUAAAUCAUCAUUUUCAUUUUUGGGUGAACUAUCCCUUUAAGCAAAAUUCUGAAGUGAAGCAUCUAUGAAAGCAUGAGUGAGUCUGAUCAUCUCCUAGCAACUGAAUUCACACAUCUGCUCCUUUGAGACAUCAUCAUCAUCAUCAUCAUCAUCAGUGGUGGAGCCAGAGGGGUGUGCAAGGAGGCACUGGACCCCCCAACAUCUAAUUCGACGUGCAGCAGUGCAGUACAUUAUUAAAAACUAAUAUUAAGAGAAUAUUAACUUACAUUGGUUAGACUAACUUACAUGAUUUGUGUAGUGUAUAAUUAUCUUUCAGUGGACUGAAUACAGAUUGGCCAAUUUAUUUUCCUGUUUUCACUGUUUUUACAACAAAACCCAAUGCAGUGUUUUUAUUGUUGAAGUGAUCUUUAUAGGCUACUAUACGAUUAUUAGUUGGACUGGACUGCAGCCUUGAAUUUGAUAAUGGACAGUGCAUAAUUUCCACCGAUAGCACGCGUGCACAGCUACAGCUUAAACAUCUUAAGGUUUGC
Molecule: messenger RNA, 4255 nt
Organism: Paramisgurnus dabryanus
Lineage: Eukaryota; Metazoa; Chordata; Actinopteri; Cypriniformes; Cobitidae
Gene: afg2b
Product: AFG2 AAA ATPase homolog B
Biological process (GO): autophagosome maturation; mitotic spindle disassembly; retrograde protein transport, ER to cytosol
Cellular component (GO): VCP-NPL4-UFD1 AAA ATPase complex; nucleus; cytosol
Molecular function (GO): polyubiquitin modification-dependent protein binding; ATP binding; ATP hydrolysis activity
Source: RefSeq, a predicted model, not a curated record